This is a messenger RNA of Aspergillus wentii DTO 134E9, 3250 nucleotides long. Its product is annotated as peroxidase/cytochrome P450 family protein. The record is from RefSeq and is a predicted model, not a curated record. Gene Ontology annotation, biological process: response to oxidative stress. Gene Ontology annotation, molecular function: oxidoreductase activity, acting on paired donors, with incorporation or reduction of molecular oxygen; peroxidase activity; iron ion binding. The transcript has 16 exons. Lineage: Eukaryota; Fungi; Ascomycota; Eurotiomycetes; Eurotiales; Aspergillaceae. Bases 31 to 3201 code for a protein of 1056 amino acids.
CAUCUAUAGUAGUAAUAAUAUUAUAAUAAAAUGACGCCCAAAGAAAACGGUGAAGAUCACCACCAUCUCAUCUCUCUCCUCGGCAAUGCCCGUCAAGACAUCGUCAGCCAGGCUGGUCGGAUUGUUCCUAACAUUCGCACCAUCCAGGAAAUCACCUCGACGGUUCUCAAUGGCGGUCUCAUUGACGAUCGCAAGUAUCUCAUUGAAAAUGUAAUCCAAACCGCUGCCUCCCUUCCCAACAACUCCGGGAUCAGGGAUAGCAUCACCAAUACCUUUAUCAAGACGUUGUGGAAUAGUCUCCAGCAUCCGCCACUGUCCUAUCUAGGCGAUGAGUUCAAGUAUCGCACUGCUGAUGGAAGGAACAAUAAUAUUAUGUAUCCCAAUCUGGGCAUCGCGGGAAGUCACUACGCGCGGACUGUCACUCCUAGACAUCCUCGGUUGUUGAAUCUGCCUGAACCGUCGUUGAUUUUUGAUACUCUGCUUGCUCGCAAUGGCCCGGCGAAAGAACACCCCAGCAACGUCUCCAGUCACCUGUUCUAUCUCGCCACAAUCAUCAUCCACGACAUCUUCCGCACGGACGACCACGACCCCACCGUCGUCAAAAACUCCUCCUACCUCGAUCUCGGCCCUCUCUACGGCCAUAACGAAAACCAGCAACGCAGAGUGCGCACCUUUACGGACGGCCUCCUCAAGAACGACACUUUUGCCGAACAGCGUCUUCUCGGCCAGCCGCCUGGCUCUUGUGCGUUGUUGAUUGCGUUUAACAGAUUCCAUAACUAUAUCGUCCGCGAACUGGCGUAUAUCAAUGAGGUAGGAAGAUUUAGUCUUCCGCCUGGUCUUACGAGUGAUAGACCGGGGUAUCAGGAGGCGUUGGCGAAGAGGGAUAAUGAUCUCUUCCAGACGGGACGGCUGAUCACCUGCGGCCUAUACGUCAACAUCAUCCUAAACGACUACCUCCGCACCAUCCUCAACCUCAACACAAACCCCUACGACUCAAACUGGACCCUCGACCCCCGCGAAAUCAUCAAAGUCUUCGACGCCCAGGGUCUCCCCCGCGGCGUGGGGAACCAAGUCAGCGCCGAGUUCAACAUGAUCUACCGCUGGCAUGCGGCGAUCAGCAACCACGACGAAGUGUGGGCGAGGGGCUUCAUGGGUGAGAUUUUUGGGGCGGAUGUUGAUGCUAGCACGCUCUCUGUGAGCAGCUUCCUGGGCGGAAUGCAGAAAUGGUUCAAAGAGCAUAUUCCUGGUGAUCCGUCGAUGUGGAACUUUGGGGGAUUGAAGAGAGGGAAGAAUGGGUGUUUUUCUGAUGCAGAGCUGGUGCGGUUGCUGCAGGAUGGGACGGAUAAUGUUGCUGGUGCCUUCGGAGCGAAGAAUAUCCCUCGUAUCAUGAAGGCGAUUGAAAUGCUGGGCAUCGAGCAAGGUCGGCAGUGGGAGUUGGCCACGUUGAAUGAGUUGAGAGAGUUUUUCAAGCUGAAGCCGUACUCUACUUUUAGCGAAGUAAACUCGGACCCAUCUGUCGCGGAAACACUCGAGGCACUGUACGGCCACCCCGACAACAUCGAACUGUACGUCGGCAUCCAAGCAGAAGAAGCCAAAAAGCCCUUCAUGCCUGGUUCUGGUCUCUGUCCGGGCUUCACCAUCUCCGUGGCUAUUCUGUCUGAUGCCGUGGCGCUUGUCCGCGGUGAUCGCUUCUACACGGUGGAUUAUAGUCCGGCCAAUUUGACCAAUUUCGGUUUCAACGCCGCCAACUCUGACUUUGACGUCGCCAACGGUGGCGUCAUGUAUAAGCUGCUCAUGCGCGCAUUCCCGGGCUGGUAUCGACCCAACAGCGUAUACGCGCUGUACCCAUUCACGACACCAGAUGGAAAUCUCGAGAUCUUUGAAAAGACUAACAAAGCCAAGUAUCUCGACUUUACGAAGCCGUCGUUUGUAGGCUUGCCGGUUGCAGUCACCACGUGGAAGGGCGUUGUUGAUGUCUUGAAUGAUCAGCAGCGGUUCCAUGUUCCUUGGGGUGAACAUACGUAUCAACUCACCGGACAUGAUUACAUGCUGAGUGGCGAUACACCGGAUGAUGCAGCCCAGCGUAUCUUUGUCAAGGAGUGUCUGUAUAGACCUCAUGAUGCGCUUGACCAGGUCCGUCGGUUUUAUGAGGCUACCACGACGGAUCUCAUCAAGAAGCAUAGCCGGAAGCUGGGCAAUUCGUACCAGGUGGAUUUUGUCAAGGAGAUCGGAAAUCUCGUCCACGCAUACUUUAUCUCGGAAUUCUUCAACAUCCCGCUCAAAGGCACGCACGGUGCUCCGGAAGACGCACACACGCCGGAGGAAAUGUACGAAGCCUUCUCGCAGCUCUUCGGCUAUGUCUUCCUCGACGUCGAUCCGGUGCAGUCGUUCAGGAACCGGACCGUGGCUACUCGAGCCACACAGCGCAUGGGCAAGUCUGUGACUGAUGCUGUCUACGAUAUCAAAGGACAGCUCUUCACUCGCAUCAGACAAAUCCUCGGCCAUUCGCGACGGGGAGCAGCGCUGACAGACUAUGGCCCUGAGCUUGUGAGAAGACUGCUGGAUGGCGGCAAGACGGUGGACGAGGUGGUGUGGAUUUUGAUUCCGACUGCGGCUGCUGCUUGUGCGACGCAGGCUCAGGGGUGGGCGCAAAUGAUCGAUCUCUACCUCUCGGACAAGUACUCGUCUCACUGGCCUGCCAUCCAGAAACUCGCUCAGUCUGAUAAACCCGAUGCCUUUGAGAAACUCAAGAAAUACGCUCUAGAGGGCUUCCGCCUAUCCACUCCCGCCUUUGGCGUCCUCCGCACCGCCGCCGACAAAACCACCAUCAAAGACGGCAUCAGCUCGACCAAAGUCGACAAAGGCGACACCAUCUUCGCCGACUUCAUCACGGCCGGCCAGGAUCCGCUGAAAUUCCCGAACCCGGAGGACAUCAGACUCGACCGGCCUGGUGAGGUGUAUAUCCACCAUGGAUGGGGGCCUCACGCGUGUCUGGGUAGAACGAUUGUCACGACCGCGGGAGCGGUCAUGUUGCAGGUGCUGGGUAGAUUGAGGAAUCUCCGCCGUGCGCCUGGACCGGCUGGCGAGAUGAAGAGUAAGUUGGUGAAUGGGGCGUUUAAGGUGUAUUUGCCGGAGGAUGGGAGUGAGUGGACGCCGUUCCCGUGCAAUAUGAAGGUUAUGUUUGACAGGAUGUUGGAGUAGUUACUUCUUUAGUCUUUGGUAGUUUAGUAAUACUAGUUAAUGAUGCUGG